Messenger RNA from Phlebotomus papatasi, 4208 nucleotides. RefSeq lists its product as uncharacterized. Gene Ontology annotation, biological process: DNA replication. The transcript has 3 exons. NCBI's taxonomy places the organism in Eukaryota, Metazoa, Arthropoda, Insecta, Diptera, Psychodidae. Gene Ontology annotation, molecular function: DNA binding; DNA-directed DNA polymerase activity; nucleotide binding. Bases 5 to 4180 code for a protein of 1391 amino acids. The record is from RefSeq and is a predicted model, not a curated record.
UGUUAUGAUCUGUCAUCGUAUCUUACGACUUCUUUGGAAAUGUAGUGGUAAGUGUAUAUUUUAUCUAAAUCAUUCAAUUAUUUUAUUUUAUAACACGCGGUUCUUGGAAUAUGCACAUUUUCGGUUACACACAAAAACCACACGAAACAGAAAAUUUGUAUGGGGAGCUUACAUAUUAUUCAUAUCGUUAUAUCUAAAUUUGUUUUCUUUUUUUCUUGAUAUAGCUAAUAAUUCAGAGUAUUCUAUGAUCGUCUCGAAUUCAUCCUCAUCCUCAUCUAUUUCUCCUGAAUCAAGCCAUCACCAAGAUAAUGGUUUUACUGGUAAUGCAGACAAUAGUAUCGAUGAUGAAGGAUCGUGUGAAGUUGUGCAGGAAACUCGUCAGACAGGAAGAGGUGGUAAUGAUAAUGUUAAUGCUGACGGCGAUGAGCUUAUCGUCAACCAACCCUCUAUGGUCCAGGUGUUAGGGAAGGAAAAGUCCUUUAACAAAAAAUUUAGUCUCACACAAUUAGGCGUGAGAUUUCUUCUAAAAAAACCUGAGACAUCGCCUGACUAUGCAUGGUUAAGAGAAGCUUUGCAAGAAAUUAUCAGCAUCAUACAAUCAGAAGGAAAUAUUGGGGACAAAGCAACUAUGGAAUUCCAUUUACCACAGAAUCCUGAAGUUACGCCAAUAUACGUGGGACUUACACCUAUCCAUGCUCUGGCACCUGAAAAUCUGUUUAGUCGAUUUGAGAAGGUAAAUCAGAGUAACGCCACUUUUGGUGCUAGUGAAGAACUUCUCAUAACAUCAUCCAUUGUGCAUAUGAUGCAAGGACGUGGACAAAAUAAAACCGCUAAUAUGGAUUUUAAUGAAAUUAAAAGAUAUAAGAAAUUCAGUGUUGUCGACCCUGGUGUGAAAGAAUUUUGUCUGCCGAUUGCACUUCUUAUGGGGAGAAUCCUUAAUAUGAAAAACAAGGACCGCCGUAAGAAGACCCUCAAUAGUUGUAGGCGAUACACAAAAAAGUUGCGAACUCAGGCAAUAAAUAUGGUCAAACAGUGUGGCGCUGCAAUAUCGCUAAACGGCGAGUAUGAUCUAAAUUUUAUUUCUGUAUUUUCCGCAAAAUUUCCUAAAUAUUUGAUAACUGUAUAUAAUAAGUUAGGUGAUUGUAAGGGCAUCAUAUUUAAAUCACCAAAAUCAGAAAAAAAUUCAGAGAACCGCAUAAAUUUAUUUUAUGACGAAAAAGAACGUCACUAUUUUUGCAUUAGCAAUGUAGCGUCGUUUUUUAAUUUUAGACAUCAAUGUGAAACAUGUGAUGCUCUUUAUAAUCACAAUCAUAAAUGCCCAGGACGAUGUAGGUAUUGCAAUAAAAAACCACCGUGUCUCUAUGUUGAUUCUCUUAAGAAGUGUGACGAUUGCAAUCGAGAAUUUCGUGGGGAAGAUUGCUACAAUUAUCACAAAGAGAAGACGUGUGAUGCAUUUAAGAUUUGUCCAACUUGUGAUACAUUUUACAAAGUUGCAUCAAAUCAUAAGUGUAACACGUCAAAAUGUUAUUCUUGUAAUAAAAUUGUAGAAAAACCCCACUACUGUUACAUUCAAAGUUUUAAAAGUAAACCGCCUAAAGAAUUCCAGAUUAUUUUUUAUGACUUUGAGUGUCAGUUUCUUGAUGAAGGGCAGGGAUUUUAUCGCCAUUCUCCAAAUAUAUGCGUGACAAAUAUUGUUUGUCACCUAUGCUACGAAUCAUCUUCAUUUCCUGCCGUAUGCCCUAAUUGCAAUCCAUUCGAAAAUGUUUUUUCUAAUGAUAAUACAUCUACGUGUGUUACAAAAUUUAUUAAUUAUGUAUUUAAAUUCCGUAAAUGGCCUGUUGUGGCAAUUGCACAUAAUGCAAAAGGGUAUGAUGCUCAAUUCAUCCUUGAAGAAUUGUGUAAUAGAGAUUUGAAGAUUAAUCCUAUCUUAGUUGGUCGGAAAAUUCUUUGUAUUUCCGUUAACCAAGUCACAUUCAUCGAUUCAAUUGCAUUUAUUCCUCUUGCAUUAUCAAAAUUUAGCGCGAGUUUUGGUCUAGUGGAUUGCAAUAAGGGGGAAUAUCCAUAUAAGUUUAAUACACCCGAAAAUGAAAACUAUAUUGGAUCAUAUCCUCCGAUAGAAUAUUAUCCAAUUGAUAGUAUGUCAUCGGAUAAGUUUACUAAAUUUGUUAAAUGGUACAAUGAAAAUAAGCAUAGGCCAUUUAAUAAUAGAGAGGAACUCAUUAAAUAUUGUCAACAAGAUGUACAUAUUCUUCGCGCAGGAUGCCUGUAUUUUAUGAUAUCUUUUCUUGAGACCACAGGCAUUAGUCCAUUUUUACAAGCUGUUACAAUCGCAGAUGCUGUCAUGAAAGCAUAUCGAAAAAAUUAUUUAAGGGAGAAUACUUUAGGUAUUACUCCUAAGAAUAAUUAUAAUCCAAAUUUUAUUCAUUAUCAAAGUAAAAUUGGUCUCAAAUGGUUAAUUUUUCAAAAACAAAGAUCUUUUCCAAAUUUGCGUUAUGAAGUGAAAAUUAAGAAUACAAACUUCAUUGUUGACGGUUACGAUGAGGAAUCCAAUACAGUGUUCGAAUUUUUCGGGUGUUUUUAUCAUGGUCAUACAUGUUUGCAGGAUCGAAAGUACCAGUGCAGCAAAGACCCUCUGGAUACACUGGGAAAUCGUUAUGAAAUGACUAUGCAUAGGUUGUCAAAAUUACGAAAAUUGGGUUACAAAUUAAAAUUUACAUGGGAAUGUGAAUUUCGCAAGCUUCUUAAAUAUGAUCAAGUGUUGAAUAAUUCAAUUGAUAACCAUCGCGAAAUUAUCAAUGCUGGAUUUGAUUUAAGAGCAGCUGUAUAUGGGGGGCGUACUGAAGUAUUUAAACUGUAUUGUAAAGCUCAACCGGGUGAUAAGAUGUAUUAUUACGAUUUUACAUCUUUGUACCCGUGGGCAAAUAAAUAUACAAAAUACUUUUCAGGACAUCCUACCAUAAUUAGAGAUUUUACUGAUCCAUGUGAAAUUUUGAGUUACGACGGAGUUGCAAAAUGUAAAGUUUUACCCCCUCGAUCACUUUAUUUGCCUGUUCUUCCAUAUCGGUGUGACAAUAGAUUGACUUUUCCACUCUGUGCUAUGUGUGUUCUAGAAAAAUCCGAUCUAGAUGAGUGCACACAUACCGAUAAUGAACGAUCUCUCUUAGGAUACUGGGCCUUGGACGAAAUUAGGCUCGCAGUCGAAAAUGGUUACAUUAUCCUAGAAGCUCUAGAAUUAUGGUCAUAUGAGCCUAUUCAGUAUGAUCGUGAUUCUGGAGAACGGGGUUUAUUCGCAGACUAUGUUGACAAUUUCUUAAAAAUUAAACAAGAGUCUAGUGGAUGGCCUGAAGGUUGCGAGUCUGAUGACUCUAAAGAUCAAUAUCUGGAGAAUUAUCGGCUCAAAGAAGGGAUAGAGCUCAACAGAGAGAAUAUUACCCUUAACAAAGGACGCAGAAGUUUAUCUAAACUUAUGCUGAAUAGUUUGUGGGGUAAGUUCAUUCAAAGAGAGGAUUUAAAGAAAACCGAGAUCUGUAGUUCACAAGAAGAACUUAUGGCAUUCGUGACAAAUGAGGGUAUUGAAGUACAUCAACUGAAUCUUUGUGGCCCUAACAAAAUAUUUGUCACAUGGUCCCAUUUAACUGAUUGUUUACCUGAAUCUAAACAUGUAAAUUUGGGCGUUGGAAUCUGUACCACAACAAACGCUAGAAUAGCAUUGUACAAAGCACUUUCACGAGUAGGAAAAAAUGUACUAUAUUGUGAUACAGAUUCUAUCAUAUAUUUGGUUCCAAAGGGAGAGGAAAAUCCACUAAAAGUUGGAUCAUUUCUUGGAGAAUUAACAGACGAAUUAUCAUCUUAUGGGGAGGGGUCAUACAUAGAUGAAUAUGUUUCCACAGGACCAAAAUCAUAUGGUAUCCGUAUUUUGAAUCCCACUACAGGUACCUAUUCCUACAAAGUAGUCUUUAAAGGCAUCACUAUGAACCGUCAUGUGGAAGAAAAGGUUAAUUUUGAUGCCCUUAAAGAGCUCGUGAAUGGAGGAGACCCUAUUGAAGUUCAAUAUAAGGAUACCAUAUUCCGAGGUUCACAUUUUAAAAUGUCAUCAGGACCCUCAACCAAAACAGCAAAAUUUACAUUUGAUAAACGUCGUUGUGUGGCAAAUUUUAAUACCUUACCGUAUGGGUAUUAGUGAUAUAAUCUUACUAUAUACAGUUAUU